This is a messenger RNA of Polyodon spathula (Mississippi paddlefish), 10072 nucleotides long. Its product is annotated as E3 SUMO-protein ligase RanBP2-like. Gene Ontology annotation, molecular function: protein binding; peptidyl-prolyl cis-trans isomerase activity; GTPase activator activity. Gene Ontology annotation, cellular component: cytoplasm; nuclear pore. The record is from RefSeq and is a predicted model, not a curated record. Bases 189 to 9686 code for a protein of 3165 amino acids. Gene Ontology annotation, biological process: protein folding; protein peptidyl-prolyl isomerization; NLS-bearing protein import into nucleus. The transcript has 30 exons. Lineage: Eukaryota; Metazoa; Chordata; Actinopteri; Acipenseriformes; Polyodontidae.
AUUUGACAGGCGGCCGUGUAGUUGUGGAAGGCGGGCGCUAGUCUCCAAUUUUUAGGGCCUUGCGCUAUGUAAAUUAUGUAAACGGUACUUGUAAUAAGAAAGCGAAAAUACUGUGUGUGUUUCUUAUAUAAAUAUUAUAUUCCGCAACUAUUUUGUAUCUAAGAAUUCAGAAAACUAAACCUAGAGCCAUGCGGCGUAGUAAGGCCGAGGUGGAUCGCUACAUAUCAUCGGUGCAAAGUUCUUCUCCUUCCGCUAAAGAGAAACCUUUAAAAGGAUUCUUGUUUGCAAAAUUGUACUUUGAAGCAAAAGAAUAUGAACUUGCAAAAAGACACAUUUCAGCCUACCUAACUGUGCAGGAAAGGGAUCCCAAAGCACAUAAAUUUCUAGGCCAGCUCUAUGAAAAAGAGGAAAGCAUUGAGAAGGCAGUUGGAUGUUACAAGCGUUCUGUGGAGCUGAACCCAGCACAGAAAGACCUGGUCCUGAAGAUUGCUGAGUUACUGUGCAACAAGGGAGAAAGAGAUGGGAGAGCCGAAUACUGGGUGGAGAGGGCAGCCAAGCUCUUUCCUGGAAGCCCAGCAGUCUUUAACCUGAAGGAGAAGUUGUUGAGUGUAACAGGGCAGCAGGGCUGGAAUGAGCUUUUUGACUUGCUGCAGUCAGAGCUGCAUGCUCGGCCUGGCGAUGUGCACGUGAACAUAAAGCUAGUGAACCUGUAUUGCUCCGACAAGCGACUUGAUGAGGCUGUGAGGCACUGCCUCAGUGCAGAGAAGAAAGGGACCAUGCGCUACAGCUUAGACUGGUACACCUGUGUUGUACAGACACUAAAGGAGUACUUUGGCUCUACAGGUAUAUCUGAGUGUGAUAAAACUAUAUGUAGGACAGUGCAGAAAGAACUGCUGCUGGCUCACAGUAAUCUGGUUCGCCUGACACUGUCUGCUAAGGAUGUUCAUCAUGGCAGAGUGGCCCUGCAAAGUUUUGAUCAUGCCAUGCAGUCUGUGAAGAAUUUAGUGACAGGCACAAAAGAUGACUUGUCUGUCGCUUUCAUUGAAAUGAGAGGGCAUCUCUACUUGCAUGCUGGUUCUUUGCUGUUGAAGAUGGCCGAACAAAAUGAGCUUCAGUGGAGAGCUGUCACAGACCUUGCUUCAUUGUGUUACCUCAUAGCCUAUCAGGUGCCACGACCAAAGAUGAAAUCUAUAAAAAGAGUUGAGACAUCUCAAGAGUUGAUGGACUUUUUAGCAUGCGAUCGACAAAGCCACUCGGGCCAUAUGCUUUAUAAUUUAAGCCAUGACAAAGAAGAUUUCUUUAAAGAGGUAGUAGAAGCGUUUGCCAACAGAAGUGGGCAGGACUCUCUGUUUGAGACUUUGUUUGGGAGCGAGGCUGUUGCUGAGCCUUCCUUCAUUGGAAAUGACAACAUCAGGAAUGUUGCAGUGCAGCCGCCUGAUCUGGGAGAACUUGCCAGGUGUGAUAAUGGCUCUAUUCCUUUACAUAGUGGAAAUCUGCAGCACCUGACGUGGCUUGGCUUGCAGUGGGCCUUAAUGGACCGGAAGCCCUCCUUCCGAGACUGGUUGAAGCAGCUUUUCCCUCGACUGCCUCAAGAAACAUCAAAGCUUGAAACCAAUGCUCCAGAGUCCAUCUGUCUCCUAGAUCUUGAGGUGUUCCUGUGUGGUGUGGUGUUUACAAGCCUUGCACAGUUGCGAGAGAAAUCCAAAAUUAGCUACAAUGUGCAGUCGUUCGAGCCUAGAUGUUUACCGCUCCCCAUUGUCAAACUGCUUUGCACGGACAGACAGCGAAAUUGGUGGGAUGCUGUGUAUAACCUCAUUCACAAAAAAGCACUUCCUGGGACUUCUGCCAAGCUUAGGCUUUUAGUUCAGCAAGAAAUGAACACUUUGAGAGCAGGGGAGAAGCAUGGGCUGCAGCCUGCCUUAACUAUAAGAUGGGCACAACAUCUUCUAGAAACUGGGAGUGGCCUAAACUCAUUUUAUGAUCAGAAGGAAUAUAUUGGCAGGAGUGUUCACUAUUGGAAGAUGGCCCUGCCCAUGUUGGAGAGUAUAAAGAAGAGAAGUAGUAUUCCUGAACCUAUUGACCCCUUGUUCAUGCACUUUCACAGUAAAGAUAUUCAGAUUGCUGAAGUUAAGGAUUAUGAAGAGGAUGCGCAGAUUGCUUUUGCUACACUGUGUGAAGUUGAAGGCAACACAGAUGAUGCAAUAGCGGCCUUUGAGACCAUAAAUACUGUUGUAGCUUUCUGGCAUCUUGCACGGAUUUUUCAAAGGAGAGCUGAAGAAAUUGGAGACUCUGUAAUAGAAGGUCAAGAGAUGAGUAAAAUGUCUUUACGGAAGUCCAGAAAGUAUUUGUCAAAAAUCUUGGACGGCUUCAACGCUAAUGCUGCAGAAAUUGAAAAACUUCCUGUAUCAAUAGAUGAGCUUGGUGAGCUGAUGGAUGAUGUGAAUCAGCAGCUUGGGGAGAGCGGUGAAGCUAUGGAUAUGGAGGAAGAGGAGGAGGUUAACGACACCAACACUAGUCCGUGCCACAUUGCAGACCCCAUUAGCACUACACAAGUAAAGUUUUCUACUCCAGCGCCAACAAAAAAUAUCACCUCUCCAUCAAAGAGUCAUAGGUUCUCCCCCAAGACACCACCUCACUGGGUAGAGGACCAGAAGUCCUUGCUGCAGAUGCUUUGUCAGCAGGUGGAAGCCCUCAAGAAUGAAGUCCACGACUUGAAGGCCAACACUUCUGGCGCUGUUGCAUCUCCACAUCACCGAUUGUACGGGGAUACCUUCAUGGCUGAUGCUCUUCCAGACAGCUUCCCAGCAGCACAAAGUUUCCAUGGUGCUCCACUAACAGUCUCUACAACAGGUCCAUCAGUAUACUACAACCAAUCUCCUGCAUACAAUUCCCAGUACCUCCUCAGAACAGCUGCCAAUGUCACUCCAACCAAGGCACCAGUGUUUGGGAUAAACCGGCUCACACCUCAGCAGCACAUGUAUGCAUAUCAACAACAGCCGACCCAUACUCCACCCCUGCAGACCUCAUCAGCCUGCAUGUACUCUCAAGAAGUUUACGGGGCUCAGCUGCGCUUCGAGUCUCCUGCAACCAGUUUAUUGUCCCCUUAUAGCGAGGAGUAUUACAACCACACUGUCCCUCAGGCCAGUACAAACCCUCCUCUCCCUGAACCAGGUUACUUCACAAAACCCUCUGUGGGGAACCAGGUUUCCAAGCUUUCUGAGGGGAAGACCGUGGAAUUUGGUAAAAUAAGCUUUGGGCAACAGGUUCCGGCUGAAGCACCUAAGGUACCUGGUUUUGGAGCAACAGUAGUUACACAGUCCACACCGGCUGCCACAUUCAAAUUUAACUCUAACUUUAAAUCCAAUGAUGGUGACUUCACAUUCUCAUCCCCACAGGUCAGACAUGCCAAUGAAAGUCUUCUGGGGCUUUUGACUUCGGAUAUGCCAGCCAGAUCAGAAGGACAUCUUGCACCAAAGGCUCCUGUCCAGGAUCCAGUACCAUCUCAAGUGGGCCUCUUCAGUUUCGGCAGUAAAAAUACACCCGGAUUCUCGUUUGCUGAUCUUGCAAUGCAGAGUCAAAACAAACCCAAUCUGUUUGGUAAAGUUGAGCAACCUUUCAGUUUCACAAAUGCCAACAAGCCAGGUUUUGUAGUGGCAGGCACUCGGCAGGAAGAAAAAGGUGCAGCGAGUGAUCAUGACAGUACUCAUGAAGAAGAUGAAGAUGGGCCUCAUUUUGAGCCAAUUGUGCCACUCCCUGAGAAGGUAGAUGUCAAGACUGGAGAGGAGGACGAGGAAGAAAUGUUCUGCAACCGAGCCAAACUUUUCCGCUUUGAAACUGAGGCAAAAGAAUGGAAGGAGAGAGGUAUUGGGAACAUUAAGAUACUGAGGCACAGAACAUCCGGUAAAGUCCGUCUACUAAUGAGGAGAGAGCAGGUGCUGAAAAUCUGUGCAAAUCAUUAUAUUACGCCUGAUAUGAAUUUAAAUCCCAAUGCUGGUUCAGAUAAAUCAUGGGUAUGGUAUGCUAUAGAUUAUGCUGAUGAAAUGCCAAAACCAGAGCAGCUAGCUGUAAGAUUCAAAUCUGCAGAGGAGGCAGCACUCUUUAAAGUUAAAUUUGAAGAGGCUCAAAGAUUGGUGCCCAAAUCUCCAUUAAAACAUGAUGACAAACCAGGGAAAGAAAUAUUAAAAAAAAACACUACUUCUCAUCAUGCUGCCAGAGACUCUGGAUUUGGAGCUCAGUUUGUUAAGAAGGAAGGAGAGUGGGAUUGUAGUGUAUGCGUAGUGAGGAACUCUGAAGCUGCUGUGUUCUGUGCAGCCUGUCAAAGCCCCAAUCCCAAUGCUAAAUUACAACCUGCAGUUAAAGGAGGCUCGGAAGCUAGUAAAGGGUUCACUGUGCCAUCAGCUGUUCCUGUAACAUUUAGCUUUGGGUUUGGUAAAGAAUCAACAAAGGAAAGUAGCAUCACUGGAUUUGGCACACAGUUUGCAAAUGUUCAAGCACCCUCUGCGUUCAAAUUUGGAACCGGUAGUGACUCGUGUACAGUCUCUGCUCUGGCUGUUUCAAAGUUCACAUUCAGCCUUGGCAAUGAAAAAUGCAAAUCCACCACAAAAGGAGGUUUUGGAGAACAGUUCACAAAGAAAGAGGGUGAAUGGGGCUGUGAUAUAUGCUCAGGAAAAAAUUGUGCAACUGCUGGAAAAUGCAUAUGUUGUCAGACUCCAAAACCAAGUUGCAAAGAUGUUGCUGUUGCACCAGGUGGUUUGGGACCCUCUGCAUUUGAAAUUGGUGUUAAAUCUGAUAUGAAUAAAACUGCAGAGCAAGGGUUUGGUGCACAGUUUACCAAGAAGACAGGCCAGUGGGACUGUGAUGUGUGUUUAGUAAGAAAUGAAGCAGCUGUUACUAAGUGUGUUUCUUGCCAGACUUCGUGCAAAACUUCUCAGUCAUCUAUCCAGGCAGCGUCCACCUUUCCAUCUAGUGAAACGAGCCAGAGUCCUUCCAAAAAUGAGCUUUCUGCACUUUUUGGUAAAAAAGAUGGACAGUGGGACUGUGAUGUGUGUUUAGUAAGAAAUGAAGCAGCUGUUACUAAGUGUGUUUCUUGCCAGACUCCAUGCAAAACUUUGUCAUCUGUCCAGGCAGCGUCCACCUUUCCAUUUAAAAUCUCUAGUGAAACAAGCCAGACGCCUUCCAAAAAUGAGCUUUCUGCACUUUUUGGUAAAAAAGAUGGACAGUGGGAUUGUGAUACGUGUUUAGUAAGAAAUGAAACUGCCUCUGCAACCUGCGUUUCCUGCCAAACUCCUAACCCUAAUGCUAAAAGCACUGCUCAAGCUACACUGUCAAGUUCAUCCUUCAGUUUCACCUUCAGCGGGCAACCUGCACCUAGCCAACUUUCAGGGACAGGAUUUAAAGCCAAUUUUGGUACCAGCAACAGUUUUAAGUUUGGUCAUACUGAAGAAAAGAGCUCUGCAUCAUCCUUCAAAUUUAAGGCCCCUCUGUCUCAGACUGAAAAUAAACCUACAAGUGGAGGUGGAUUUAUGUUUUCAGUUCCUGUUCCAGCAGGGGGCUUCAAGUUUGGCACUCAAGAGUCAAGUAAGCAGACUGAUCCUGGUGAAAAUGCAAUGCCUAUGGGUGGUUCUGCUGCCAUGUCUCUGAAGAAUUUUGCUGAACAGCAGAGAGAAAAAGAAAAGGCUAGAGAGUCCAGUUCCACCACAACAGUGGAGGAAAAUCCCCUUUUUACCGGCAAACCCAACACAUUUACUUUUGCUGAUUUAGCUAAAAUGUCAGGUGGGGAUGGUAUCCAGUUGGGUCGAAAGGACCCCGAUUUCACAGGGUUUUCUAGAGCCGGUGAACAGCUGUUUACUGGUUUGAAGGCUGACCAGAAGGGAGAUAAUUCUUUGGAGCAGCAGGAGGAAGAAGAUAUAUACAAGACAGAUGAGAAUGAUGACAUUCAAUUUGAGCCUGUUGUUCCGUUGCCAGAAAAGGUGGAUCUUGUAACAGGGGAGGAGGAUGAGGACAUCCUGUACUCCCAGCGAGUCAAGCUGUUUCGGUUUGAUCUUGAUAUCGGUCAGUGGAAAGAAAGAGGCGUGGGCACCCUGAAGCUCUUGAAGAACAAGACAAAUGGAAGGCUGCGAGUGCUCAUGCGGAGAGAGCAGGUUCUGAAGGUCUGUGCUAACCACUGGAUUACCACCACCAUGAACCUGAAGCCCCUCUCUGGUUCAGACAGAGCCUGGAUGUGGUUGGCUAAUGACUUUUCUGAUGGAGAUGCUAAACUGGAGCAGCUGGCUGUCAAGUUUAAAAUGCCAGAGCUGGCAGAGGAAUUUAAGUUUAAGUUUGAGGAGUGCCAGAGGCUGUUGCUGGACAUACCUUUGCAGACACCUCACAAGCUGGUUGACUCUGGCAGGACGGCACAUCUUAUUCAGAAAGCUGAAGAAAUGAAGAGCGGCCUAAAAGACCUAAAAUCCUUUUUGACGGACGACAAGGCAACGCUCCAAAAGAAGGAUAGCAUCCUCCCAAAUGCUAGCAAUGCUUCUGGUUUGAUCAUCAAACCCCAUGCUGAAAGCACAGGCCCAACCCUGGAGUGGGAUAACUAUGACCUACGUGAAGAUGCCCUGGAUGAUAGUGUGGACACUUCUGUCUAUGCCUCACCAUUAGCCAGCAGUCCUUUACAAAAGAGUCUCUUCCGUUUUGGAGAAUCCACAGCUGGGUUUAACUUCAACUUCCAGCCCGUCUUGAGUCCUGCUAAGUCCCCGUCAAAACUGAACCAGAGCAGGAUAUCUGUUGGCACUGAUGAAGAUUCUGAAGUGACUCAGGAAGAGGAGAGGGACGGGCAGUACUUUGAGCCAGUUGUCCCCCUACCUGAUUUGGUAGACAUUUCCACUGGGGAAGAGAAUGAACUAGUGGUUUUCAGCCACAGAGCCAAGCUCUACCGAUAUGACAAAGAUCUAAGCCAGUGGAAAGAGAGGGGCAUUGGGGACUUAAAGAUCUUGCAGAACUAUGACAACAAGCGGGUGCGUGUUGUCAUGAGGAGGGACCAGGUGCUGAAGCUGUGCGCCAACCACUGGGUUACGGCUGAUAUGAAGCUGGAGCCAAUGAAAGGAGCAGAGAGGGCGUGGGUCUGGAGUGCUUUUGAUUUUACUGAAGGAGAGGGGAAGGUGGAGCAGCUGGCUGUUCGUUUUAAGCAGCAAGAAGUGGCAAACUCCUUCAAGGAAAACUUUGACAACGCCAACAAAGCCCAGGAGAAGCAGAUCUUGGUAGUGCCAUCUUCAUCGAAGGGCAUCACCCCACGGCAGUCUCCAUGUGGUAAAGGUGCUGUGGCCAUGCUAGAUGAAAUUAUCAGGCAGCAAACUGACUUACCUUCACAGAACUCUCCAUCCCCUUGUGCUGCACCGAAUGUUGCCAUGACUCCAAGCUCUGAAACUCCAACCAAAGCUGUGGUAUUGCCUCCCAAAUUUGUCUUUGGCAAUGAAUCCCUUAAAAACAUAUUCACAAGCUCGGCGUCCUCCGGCAGCCCAUCUGUCUCUAAAGAGCCAUUUAGCUUCAGCUUUAAAGACAAGGCUGGUAGCGAUCAAUCUGUGACCAGGAAGACGCGAGAUAGUGGACUGGAAAACGGCAAGGCAUCCAGCACUGCAGCUCCCAGUUUAGUGGCAUUACCACCAGGACAGAUGACCAGCACGUUUAAAAUGCCUGAGAGAGGACUGGAUUUUAGACUUUUCAAAGAUAACCCUAUGGCAUUUUGGACCUGCACAUCUACUACACAAUUUAAAACUGAAGGAGUAGAGCCAGCUUCAGGCGAUUUGCAGAUUGUGUUUGAGCGGACUCCCACAAGUGAGCAAAAAGCACUUGCAGAGGAGCUUCAACUGCCUCCAACAUUCUUCUGUUAUAAGAACAAUCCUGGCUAUAUCAGUGAUGACGAGGAGGAUGAUGAAGAAUUUGAGACGGCUGUGAGGAAACUGAAUGGAAAAUUAUAUCCUGAUGAUGCAAAAAGCAAGACGACAAAGCGAGGAGAAAUCAAAGAGAGAAAAGAAAGCAAAGAAGUGAGGAGUGCUGGUACAUUCAGUAUUGUUAUGGAUCAGUGCCAGCACCAGACUUUCACAGAGGUUCCUGCUACAGCAAUGGAAUCUAAGUCGGCACCAGAGGAGGACUUGCAGUCUGAAUGCAUUAUAGUUUGGGAAAAGAAGCCAACACCUGAAGAGAAGGCAAAGGCUGAAAGCUUAAAGCUCCCACCCACCUUCUUCUGUGGGGUCAGCAGUGACACUGAGGGGGACAAAGAAGAGGUAGAAGACUUUAAAGCGGAAAUCAGAAAAGUGAAAGAAGCGCCGGAAACCCAGGAACAGGGUGUCAGCACCUCAGCUGAUGUAGUCUCCAGCAGUAGUGAUGCAAAACUCCCAGCUGAACCAGCACAGUUUUCUCAGACUGAACCUGACUCAACGUCUGAGGGGACACAAACAGUACCUCCAUCCUCAAGCACAGAUGACAACAAGCCCGUUGACUUAUCUACCAAGAAAGAAAGUGAGCCAGAUUCCACAAGCCAAGCAGGAGGUGCUAUCUCAUUUGGAUUUGCUGCAUCCUCUGAAUGCUCGUUUUCAGACUUGGCAAAGAACUCUGGAGAUUAUGCUUUUGGCAAACAAGUUCCAGAUGCUAGCUUUUCCUGGGCAAAUGCAGGCGCCACUGUGUUUAGAAGCUCGUCAAUCGUCAGGAACGGGGAGGGAGAUCAAAGUAGCGAAGACGAGGAUGCUGCUAAUAAUGAUGACAUUAACUUUGAACCCAUUGUUUCUUUACCAGAGGUGGAAGUAAAGUCUGGAGAAGAGGAUGAAGAGAUUUUAUUUAAAGAACGAACAAAGCUUUAUCGUUGGGACCGAGAUGUCAGUCAGUGGAAAGAACGUGGUGUGGGCGACAUCAAGAUUCUUUACCAUCCUCAGAAGAGGUACUACCGUGUACUGAUGAGAAGAGAACAGGUGUUUAAAGUGUGCGCAAACCACACAAUCUCACAGGCCAUGGAGCUGAGGCCCAUGAAUACAUCUACCAAUGCACUUGUCUGGACGGCAACAGAUUACGCUGAUGGAGAUGGAAAGAUAGAACAACUGGCUGCAAAAUUCAAAACUGCAGAGUUGGCAGAAACCUUCAAAAAGAAAUUUGAAGAAUGCCAGCAACAGAUGACUCGGCUAAAUGCUGGACAGGUGUCCCGAGUUAUGGAGCUCUCCAUGGAAAGCAACCCAGUUGUGUAUUUUGAUAUUAGUCUUGAUGAUGAACCCAUGGGACGAAUUACAAUGGAACUGUUCUCGCAUAUAGUCCCCAAAACAGCUGAAAACUUCAGGGCUCUGUGCACCGGAGAAAGAGGGUUUGGAUUCAGAAACUCUAUCUUCCACAGAAUCAUCCCUGAUUUUGUUUGUCAGGGUGGUGAUAUCACAAAGCAGGAUGGAACUGGGGGAAGGUCCAUCUAUGGAGACAAGUUUGAAGAUGAGAACUUUGAUGUGAGGCACACUGGUCCUGGCUUGUUGUCCAUGGCAAACAGUGGCCGAGACACCAACAAUUCUCAGUUUUUCAUCACCCUUAAGAAGGCGGAACACUUAGAUUUCAAGCAUGUGGCUUUUGGCUUUGUCAAGGAUGGCAUGGAGGUUGUGAAAAAGAUGGGCACCCUUGGUGCAAAAACUGGCAAGCCAACUAAAAAGAUAGUCAUUGUCAACUGUGGACAGAUAUAGGUUUAACUAACUUCUUUUGUGUAAAGUAAAUCACUUAUUGGGACGAAGAUGUAUCUGUAUGUAUAAAUGUACAUGGGUGGCUGUCUCGUGUUGUAAUAUUUUUUUUUUUUUUUUACAUGUUUGACUGGGGAAAAUGUCAUGUUUCCAAAUAAAAAUAAAAACACUGUCUUUGUUGUACUGUUAAAUUCCCCUCGUUUUUCAGCAAUACAUUUUUUUUUUAAAAAGAACAUCCGUAAAUGUUGGUCUUUAAGGAAAAAAAACAAACGUGUUGUCCCAGGAAUUUUGAAUCUAUGCUGAAAACAUUACAGGAUAUGUGCAAUUUUAGCAGAGAUUGUUUAAAGUGUUUAAAUUUAAAAAAAUUAAAUAAACAAAACCAAACAAAAAAA